CGUGCCGCAGGUGGCAGCGAUGGCCCAGUGCUGAGCGCCCCGCCAUGGCCGGCGCCCCGGGGCCGCUCCGCCUGGCGCUGCUGCUGCUCGGGGCGGUGGGCAGGGCCGGCCCCCGCCCCCAGGGUGCCACGGUGUCCCUCUCGGAGACUGUGCAGAAAUGGAGAGAGUACCGACGCCAGUGCCAGCGCUUCCUGACCGAGGCCCCGCCCCCGGCCGCAGACCUCUUCUGCAACCGGACCUUUGAUGACUAUGCCUGCUGGCCGGAUGGGUCACCAGGCUCCUUUGUGAAUGUCAGCUGCCCCUGGUACCUACCCUGGGCCAGCAGUGUGCUGCAGGGUCACGUCUACCGCUUCUGCACCGCGGACGGCCUGUGGCUGCACAAGGAGAACUCAAGCCUGCCCUGGAGGGACCUGUCCGAGUGUGAGGAUUCCAAGCGAGGGGACCGCAGCUCCCCGGAGCAGCAGCUCCUGUCUCUUUACGUCAUCUACACGAUGGGCUACGCGCUCUCCUUCUCUGCGCUGGUCAUCGCCUCGGCCAUCCUCCUGGGCUUCAGACACCUGCACUGUACCCGGAACUACAUCCAUCUGAACCUCUUUGCAUCCUUCAUCCUCCGAGCACUGUCCGUCUUCAUCAAGGACACGGUCCUCAAGUGGAUGUAUGGCACGGCCGCCCAGCAGCAUCAGUGGGACGGGCUCCUCUCCUACCAGGAGUCUCUGGGCUGUCGCCUGGUGUUCCUGCUCAUGCAGUACUGCGUGGCAGCCAACUACUACUGGCUCCUGGUGGAGGGGGUGUACCUGUACUCGCUGCUGGCCCUGUCCGUCUUCUCCGAGCAGCGUGUCUUCAGGCUCUACCUGAGCAUUGGCUGGGGAGUCCCCCUGCUGUUUGUCAUCCCCUGGGGCAUCGUCAAGUACCUCUAUGAGGACGAGGGCUGUUGGACCAGGAACUCCAACAUGAAUUACUGGCUCAUAAUCCGGCUGCCCAUCCUCUUCGCCAUCGGGGUGAACUUCCUCAUCUUCGUCCGGGUCAUCUGCAUUGUGGUGUCCAAACUGCAGGCCAACCUCAUGUGCAAGACAGACAUCAAGUGCAGGCUCGCCAAGUCCACGCUGACACUCAUCCCCCUACUGGGGACGCAUGAGGUCAUCUUCGCCUUCGUGAUGGACGAGCAUGCCCGGGGAUUGCUGCGCUUCGUCAAACUAUUCACUGAGCUCUCCUUCACCUCCUUCCAGGGGCUGAUGGUGGCCAUCCUGUACUGCUUUGUCAACAACGAGGUCCAGAUGGAGUUCCGGAAGAGCUGGGAGCGCUGGCGGCUGGAGCACCUGCACGUCCAGAGGGAGAACAGCAUGAAGCCCUUCAAGUGUCCCACCAGCAGCCUGAGCUGCGGGGCCACAGCAGGCAGCAGCGUGUACGCAGCCUCCUGCCAGACCUCCUGCAGCUGAGACUCGGGCGCCUCCCUCCCUGUGGUCUCACUGCCGGCCUGGGCGGCCACCCCAGGUGGGAGAGACCCUCCCAGGGACUGGGGGGCAGGGGGCUGGGGGAGCACCAGAGGCAGACACACUACUUCCCUGCAUUCCCGUCCCGAGCCCAUCAGACAGGCAAAUGGGCAGUGCCUCCUGGGACCUGAGGACACAUUUUAUUCUGAGGAGAAGCAACCUGUUAAUUUGAUCACUGUGGCAGGUGGAGAGGAAAAAGCUAUUGCUGCUAAAACGAGGAGGAUUUCUUCUCGUUAAGCCACAAGGCCCCUGGGGUUCCCCCAGAGAAGAACAUCAGCCCCAGACUCAAACUCAAGGUCAAUGGCUUA
Molecule: messenger RNA, 1798 nt
Organism: Bubalus bubalis (water buffalo)
Lineage: Eukaryota; Metazoa; Chordata; Mammalia; Artiodactyla; Bovidae
Gene: GLP1R
Product: glucagon like peptide 1 receptor
Exons: 13
Coding region: 45-1436 (463 amino acids)
Biological process (GO): adenylate cyclase-activating G protein-coupled receptor signaling pathway; cell surface receptor signaling pathway
Cellular component (GO): plasma membrane
Molecular function (GO): peptide hormone binding; glucagon receptor activity
Source: RefSeq, a predicted model, not a curated record